AUGGUGCGGCCUUCGGUUCUUAUUUUGUUAAUUGCACUUGUCCCUGGAGCCUUCUCUUCGUCGGUGGAUGAGUGGAUAGCUGAAAUAUUUAUUCCGCAGCGCGCCAUAGCAGGCAUCUUUGAGAGUACGCCAAUUGGGCUACGCUAUAACCGGGGUUUUCCUCGCGGCAUCUGGGGGACCAAUCUAGCACCGGAUCUGGGAGCCUAUGACGAAGGGCAUAAUGAGUUUCUUGUUCAGGGAUUUUUCUGGAAUAAAGUAAAAUUGUGGCUGGCUAACGAACCGAAUAGGUUUGACGCCCAGGCCGUCUACGAUGCCUUCCGCCGGCAUGUUUUCGAUUACAUGUGCGAGGGUGGAACAUGGGGAUGCUGUGUGGCGGGCAUUCGCGAUCUCACCUGCAGGUACCCCCCGAAGUCCAUGCAGGACGUCAUCUUCGUGCUGCUGGACCCCAAAGAGAACAUGCCUGUGCUCUUUCUAUUUUGGUGGUGCAUGCAUUCGUGGAUGGAGUACUACAGCCUCGAUCUUAAAAGGGACGCCAACACGGCAAUGCAACUGAGGCGCAAUCUGCGUCAAUUCUGUCCGUCACCUUGCCUUGCAAAGCCUUGUCGUCGCAUUCCUGGGGUUUUAAUGCCCAAUAAGUGCAAAGCCAUCGGACCGUUUGAGGACGACUACGAGUGCACCUGUCGGAAGGAGUUUGUUUGGGACCGUGGUACGAAGACCUGUACAGCCAUUAACCCUUGUUUCGCUCGGGCUUACGCUCCCUGCUACGCUCCGGGAACCCUGACCUGCCUAGCACUGGAUAUGCAGGGCCCUAAAUGCAUUUGCAAACCGGAAUAUAUGGGCAAGGAUUGUGCUCAGUUGAGAAAUGCCUGCUUACAUCGUUUUAAUGAAUCGGAACCAAACGGCAACAGCAACUGCGGCGUCGCACGUGGAAACUUGUGUAAUCCAGUUCUUGGGACCGAUUUAUACAAGUGCACAUGCACCACGGGAUGGAUGCCAUCGCUUAGUCUUCCUUAUGAUAAUUGCGCCAUUCUGAACGAUCCAUGUGCGGCUGGGGAGGGUGAGGAAGAGAAAGCAAACGAGGAUAAACCAAGAGUUACUUCUAGCGUUAAAUGUCAAAAUGGAGGUUAUUGUAUCAGCUCGCCUGAUUACAGCACAGCAGCCUGCCUCUGUCCCACAACCACAUGGGGAGACCAAACGCACAUGGGUGACCGUGUAACCAGUGUGAUGGUGCUUUUCGACGGUCUAGCUCAUCCGAAUUCAUCAAAGGGCAAGCAUAAACUUACGUCGGAGAACAAGGACAUUUUACCGUGCAGCGAAACGCUACCUUGUAAGACGUUACGUUUGACUGGGAAGUUUCGCCACGAAAUUUUUGAUUUUCGUCGUCUUUACGUGUUCCUGUUGAUUGUAGGGAGUGAGGUGAGUUGA
Molecule: messenger RNA, 1425 nt
Organism: Mesocestoides corti
Lineage: Eukaryota; Metazoa; Platyhelminthes; Cestoda; Cyclophyllidea; Mesocestoididae
Source: the annotation of a GenBank genome assembly